UCAGUUAGGGCAGACUAGAGGCAAGAUGUUGAAGUGUGUGAUUGCCGCUUGUCUUGUGGGGGUUGUUGUGUCCCAUUCCUGGUUGACAUGCACUGAUUACCUGGAGGAAAACGGAGAGUACUGGGAUAAUAAGCUAUGUAGAGCAUGGCCUCGUCACGCAAACAGAUUCGCUCAUCGUGAUGGUCUAUUUGGCCUGGACACUGGAUACAAUAUAAAUAAUCCUCCCAUGUCAGCCCCGUGUAGGACAGCGAGAGAUGACUCCAGCUAUGAUAGUGCCCAUCCAAUGGCAGUGUAUUAUCCCGGGCAGAGAAUUGUCGUCACUCACCCAACAAAAAAUCACGUUGCUGACGUCAGAUGCACCAACAAAUACAUUCCGGAUCACGGUAACUUUGUUUAUGCGGGGCCCAAAGACAGCAAAACCGAUGUCCCCUUCAACGUUUUCCAACAAAACAUGGUUGUCGACCUCGGUACUGCACCUUAUGGUUAUGAUGUCUCCGAUCAGGUUACCAUGACCUACCCUAAGCCUGGUUUCCAAAAUGCUCCAAAAUUCUGCGAGAAUCCCGAUAAAGCCCUCGCAACCUUUGCAUUCAACUUGCCCGCAAAUUUCGAGACUGGACGCUAUACAUUCGUCUGGGCAUGGUAUUUUAACGGACCCACUGAUCUCUAUACCGGUUGUUGGGAAGCCGAUAUCGUCGCAUCGAAGACAGAACGUGACGCCAUUUUGAAACAACGUGCUCAAACGACUGCAUCGCCAGUAAAUGUCGCUGGGCAAGUUGUUCGACCUUCUCCCGGCCCCUCUCAACCACCAACUGAAGCAACACGACAGACUCAGCGUCCCAGCGUUGGACCAACGGGUGGCGCCUCUGUAAACGGAGGCUGGAGUAGUUGGUCAACAUGGAGCACCUGUUCAGUAUCAUGUGGAAAUGGAAUCCAGACCAGAAUCCGUCACUGCGACAGUCCCUUCCCACAAAAUGGCGGCGCAUAUUGUCGGGGCAACAACAAUGAGAGACGCGCAUGUGCAGCUGCUCCAUGCCAGAGCGGAAGCUGGGAAGAUCUAAAGGUUUCGUUUACGUCACAAUGGAACACUGGCGCAAAUGGUGAGAUUAAACUUCCUCCCAACAGGAACGCCGGAUCACUGUUCAUCACGCUUCAGUUCCCCUGCGUGCCUUCUUCAUUCAACGUGUGGCACGCCGAUGACGUAACACCCGUUGCUGAUAGAGGAACUGGUAAAUUUACUCUUAGACAGAGCGGGUGGCAAAUACAAAAGGCAGACAUCGGAUUCACUGUACAAUAUGCCGCUGAUAGCAACUGCAACCGUCGAGAAGCUGGCCAUAUCGCAGUUAAUGUCGUCAAUGGCAACUGAAACUACGACGCCAUUUUAUCGUAUUUUAUGACGUAUACAUCAGUUGUGUUACAUGUACUUUGGAUUUGUUUAUCAUAAUACACUCUACUAUACCUAACCCC
This is a messenger RNA of Owenia fusiformis, 1464 nucleotides long. The record is from the annotation of a GenBank genome assembly. Lineage: Eukaryota; Metazoa; Annelida; Polychaeta; Sabellida; Oweniidae.